AGUCUAGGAUUGACCUAGGAGACCCUAGGACGGAAACCUUAAGGCUAUAGGUGCGUGAGUGACGUGAACCUAUGCGUUGUGGCGGGAGUUGAUUCGAUUGGGUCGAAGUUGAUAGUAUGUCUCUAAUGGGUGUUAGAGAUGGAUUCAAGUGGUAUGAGUUCUUGACUUGAAGUGGUUGUGUUGGGCGGCCGACAACACAACGCUAAGGGUUUAGAACAAGUACACUUGUGUGCUUCCGCCUAAAUUUCGAUGUUGAGUCGUUUUAUGUCGUAAUUGUGCGAGUUUAAUGGGUUAAGUUAAUUAACCCGGUUACUGCGUUGCAGGGACUAAUGUCCCCAAGACGCUACAUGCGCAGAUCUGUUCCGGCACCGUCUUCGGAGGUGUCAGAGCAGGCUGGACCUCCGAUGGCGCCAGAGCCUGCUGGGCCUAGCGAGGUGCAGGAGUUACGAGCGCAAGUUACCGCGCUAACCAGUCAGGUCGAGCGGCUCCAGGAACUUUUGGAGCGGCAGGUGGCGGCAGCAGCCGCGACAGCAGUUGAAGGCCGUGGUCCGCCCGUGCCCUCGGCUCGCGCGCCUAAUGCGGCUGAGGGUGUGGGCAUUGCGGCAGCCCCGGCGGCGGCGCAUUCCCCGCCAGCAAGUGCUCCUCCGGCAGCUUCGGGUUCGGCGAUACCCGAUGUGGCGGCCGAGGAGAUGGAGCGAGAGCGCUCGUUGACGGCUCUUAUCAGACUCAAGAAGUUCAACCCACCAAUUUUUGAAGGGGAGAAAGUGGAGCCGUUGAUGGUGGAGUCAUGGAUUGACUCAAUGGAGACACUUUUUGAGGAUCUCUAUACCUCCGAGAAAGACAAGGGGAAGAAACGACCUGGCGGUAGCUCGAGGGGACAGUCUAGUUCCAAGAAGCCCCCGAAGCAUCCGAGGAGACAGUUCGAGAGCCAGGGAGCUGUGCGAUGUGUGAUCUGUGGUGGGGAGCAUCGCGCAGGAAAUUGUGAGCAUCGGGCGGGGCGAUGUUUCAGGUGUGGUCAGGCGGGGCAUAUGAGCCGUCAGUGUCCAGAGGGAUCGCCGCCUGUCCCGUCUAUUGCAUCCGCCCCAGUGCCCCCGAGGCAGUUUGGUGGAGUUACGCCUACUGCCGUAUCUGCGGGACCUGCGAGGGCGCCGCGUCAGCUCGAGGCGACCCGGUCGGCUCUGAGUGGCCGGGUGUUCGCCGCUCAAGUCGAGGAGCCUGCCGAGUUUGAGGCACACGACGUCAUGGCAGGUAUGAUUUGUUUGAGGCAUAUACAUAUACUCCUGCAUGACAUUGAGUUAGGCGUUGCAUGCAUUUAGCUUAUACUCAUUUACUACUAAUGCACAAGUAUAGUAGGGACCAGGAUAUGAGUCGGUAUAAUUACCUAUGCAUGCAUGAGUUGAGAUGAUGUGUCACCUACCAAAGUAGAUCGGUGGUUGACCGGUGUGUAUAGGCAGUGUUGCCUACUGCUGGGCGUAGUGUGUGACGCUAUAGUGACGUGUGUUGCUCGGGUGAGCGUGUCGUGUGAGACGACGGUUGCGGGUAUUGCUUGAGGACGAUCCGUGCCUGGACCACUCGUGGACUGUGGAGCCUGGGCCUUAUGGACAGGCGCAGUCAGCUGUGGGUGACAGCGACCCCGGGGUAGGGCAGAGAUAGGGUCAGGACGGUAGUCCGAGCUUUAGACCCGGGAACGUGGACUUCCACGUGAUAGAUCGUGGGAUCGAGGAUGCACUGAGAGUGCGGUUGUAGCCCAACCUCAGGAUUUGAAGUGGUUUGGGUCGUGGUUACUUCUGGUUGGAGUGUGUGCGAAUUCUCCAAUGAGAAUUUCGCCCAAUGAUGAUUGGGUCUACGAUCCGAGCGAGAGACGCUAUGCGUAGUUGCGACAGGCUUAGGCGCUAAGCCUACAUAGUAUUUGUGACCGUUGGUCCAUCUGUGGAAGCCGACGUAAUCGGUUCAGCCGAUGACUCUGUGGAUGAGUUGGAGUAAGGAAGUGAAUUCUCGAAAUACGAGAGUUGGACUUCGCUCAAAAUCGACCAAUUGUCGAGUGGGAGUGCUUCGGAAAAGCCGAAGAAGUCAAAUGCACCAAAAGUGCAUUGCAAUGGAGUCCGCGAGAGCAA
This is a messenger RNA of Ananas comosus (pineapple), 2114 nucleotides long. RefSeq lists its product as uncharacterized. NCBI's taxonomy places the organism in Eukaryota, Viridiplantae, Streptophyta, Magnoliopsida, Poales, Bromeliaceae. The transcript is spliced from 2 exons. The record is from RefSeq and is a predicted model, not a curated record. Bases 330 to 1316 code for a protein of 328 amino acids. Gene Ontology annotation, molecular function: nucleic acid binding; zinc ion binding.